ACACGGGGCGUGGGCAAAACCACGGUUUCACGCAUACUGGCCAAGUCUCUCAAUUGUUUAGGACCCGAUGGUCAAGGCGGCAUAACGGCCGAGCCUUGCGGUGUUUGCGCCGCAUGCAGCGCGAUUGAUGCCGGACGGUUUAUAGACUACACCGAGCUCGAUGCCGCCAGUAAUCGUGGCGUGGACGAGGUGCAGCAAUUGCUGGAGCAAGCCGUCUACAAGCCGGUAGAAGGGCGCUUUAAGGUCUAUAUCAUCGAUGAGGUGCAUAUGCUCUCGACUGGGGCUUUUAACGCACUCCUCAAGACCCUCGAAGAACCACCAGCACACGUGAAGUUCAUCCUCGCGACAACCGAAGUGGAUAAGGUUCCUGAGACUAUCCGCUCUCGUGCGCUCAGGUUCGACUUCAGGAAAAUCACCGAAUCAGAUAUCAUCGAGCGACUGAAGUUCGUGAUAUCUGAAGAGAAAAUCCAAGCCGAAGAGGCAGCUAUCAAGAUAAUUGCAAAGUACGCUCGC
This is a messenger RNA of Darwinula stevensoni, 513 nucleotides long. The record is from the annotation of a GenBank genome assembly. NCBI's taxonomy places the organism in Eukaryota, Metazoa, Arthropoda, Ostracoda, Podocopida, Darwinulidae.